AUGAAUGCACCGCCAACAUUCGAAUCAUUCCUUUUAUAUGAUGGAGAAAAGAAGGUACAGAAAGAAGAAGAUACUAAAGUUACUAACGCUGCUAUAUUUACUGUGAAUAAGGAAGAUCACACACUUGGAAACAUGAUAAGGCACCAGCUACUCAAGGAUCCUAAAGUAUUGUUUGCUGGUUAUAAAGUACCUCAUCCUUUGGAACACAAGUUUGUACUUCGGAUUCAAACAACAUCAGAUUACACUCCGCAAGAGGCUUUCAUGAAUGCUAUUACUGACCUCACCUCUGAAUUGUCGCUUUUUGAAGAAAGAUUUAAGGAGGCGAUAAAAGAAAAGAAAGAUGGCUUAGAUUAA
This is a messenger RNA of Arctia plantaginis, 354 nucleotides long. Lineage: Eukaryota; Metazoa; Arthropoda; Insecta; Lepidoptera; Erebidae. The record is from the annotation of a GenBank genome assembly.